AAAGAAAUGGGGAACAGCAUGAAGUCAACCCCUGCGCCCCCAGAAAGGCCUCUGCCCAGCACAGAUGGACUGGAGAGUGACUUCCUAGCUGUGCUGACUGACUACCCCUCUCCUGACAUCAGCCCCCCGAUAUUCCGCCGAGGAGAGAAGCUGCGUGUGAUUUCUGAUGAAGGGGGCUGGUGGAAAGCCAUGUCUCUUAGCACUGGCCGGGAGAGCUACAUUCCUGGAAUAUGUGUGGCCAGAGUUUACCACGGCUGGCUGUUCGAAGGGCUGAGCAGGGACAAGGCAGAGGAGCUGCUGCAGCUGCCAGACACAAAGAUUGGCUCCUUCAUGAUCAGAGAGAGUGAGACCAAGAAAGGUUUCUAUUCGCUGUCGGUGAGGCACAGACAGGUGAAACACUACCGCAUCUUCCGCCUGCCCAACAACUGGUACUACAUCUCACCAAGACUCACUUUCCAGUGCCUGGAGGACCUGGUGAACCACUAUUCAGAGGUGGCUGAUGGCCUGUGCUGUGUGCUUACCACUCCCUGCCUGACACAGAACACACCCACUCCAGCAGUGAGGGCCCCCAGCUCGCCUGUCACCUUGCGCCAGAAGACCUUCAACUGGAAGAGAGUGCCCAGACUGCAGGAGGACCCAGAGGGAGCGGAGAACCCGCUUGGGGUGGAUGAGUCCCUCUUCAGCUAUGGCCUUCGGGAAAGCAUCGUAUCCUACCUGUCCCUCACCACGGAUGACACCAGCCCCUUUGACAGGAAGAAAAAGAGCAUGUCCCUCAUGUACAGCGGGAGCAAGCGAAAGAGUUCAUUCUUCUCUGCACCACCCUACUUCGAAGACUAGCCAGAGGACAGAGGCCCUGGCUGGCAUCCAAAGGACAGCAGUUUUCUGACUGUCACCUAUGAUCCUGUGAAAGGCUGAGUUCUCUGGUCCCUGGACACCUCACAUCUUCCAGAGGCCAAGAGAAGCCACAUGGAGACUCCAAUGUGAGUCUUUUCUCUGCCUCAUGACCAAAGGAGCUCCUCCCUGGUGUCUGAUCAAUGCAGCAAUACCACAACGUGUUGACUCAUGACGAUGAGACAACAUUCGUGAGAACCCAGUGUGUGUGUGUGUGUGUGUGUGUGUGCGCGCGCGCGCGCGCGUGCACGCGUGUGUGCCCGUGCAUGUGUUUGUGUGCACACCCAGUAUAAGGGAGGACAAGGACACUCACAAGAAAGUGCUCAUGAACUGUUCUUCAGCAAUCAGUGGGGACUGCCCCAUUCUGUAUCCCUGGGAGAACUUGCAUCUGAGAAAGGCUCAAGGAAGAUGAGCCGAAGGCUGCAGCUGCAGACAGUUUGGGUCAACAGGGAAGUCCCUGACAGAGCUGCCUUCACCAGCCCUGGGAUACCUUGGGGACACACCACCUCUCUUUCUAAGGGACAUGUGACACUAACCACUGGCCUGAGAGAUUUAUUAGCUCUGAGCCAGGAGGAGCUUUGAGCAUCCUGGUAUCAAAUCCACACAGGCAGGGCAGCAAUCAGGUGGCCGCCCUACUCUAGGAAGGCACAUGGGAGAGAGGGAGGCUGCUGGGGGAAGGCAGGUGGCAGUGCAAAGGCAUGAGCUCCUGGGACUGAUGGCACAGCUGUCCACAGAGCCAAAAGGGCUUCUCCAGCCUGGGGUUCUGGCCUAUGCAAAGUCACCUUUAUUCCUUCAGGAUGGUCUCAGAAGGGGUUGAGUAAAAUCCUAUGUCAAGUGUCAGGCCAGAAAAAAAUGAACAAGCCCUAGCCCUCAGCAGCGUGCUCAGAGAGGAGACAGGAAGAAGAACAGAUCAAUGGCUAAUGGAACAGUGGGUGAGGAGGGAGCCAGCACUCACAGCUAACACAGGACAGGGGGCAGGUGAUGGCCACCCAGGGGUUCAUGUUCCUGUGGAUCUGCAUUAGGGCUGCUGGACUGAGGAGGUAAGAAUGGGUAAAAUCAUUUCAAAAGGAAACUGAUCCAAUCCAUUGUAAAGCAUGAACUCAGUCUGCAUUUUACCCUAAGAAGGGUCUGACAUCCAUGUGAAUAAGAAUGCCAUGCCCCAUGAAGGGGGAGCCAGGCCUGCUGAAUUCUGCCUUAUUCAAUUGUGAGACAAGGGAGAGGUGCAGGGCAUCUUGAGAAGGGGGAGAAGGGGAAGGUUUGGUCCAAGCCAGAGCUGGAUCCUGCCUGGGAAGGGAGGUAGCCACAGACGGAUGUAUGACUCACUGUUCCGUGGAGGAGGGUACGUGCAUGUGGUAUGUCUGUGACUGUGUGCACAUUCCACAGCCUUGACCUCAGCCUAUGAGUGGAAUGUGCAUAUGCAUUUAGAGGACUUUCUGUAUCAUCAGACUCCAAGUGUUUAGACGUGGAAACAUUUGUGGUUCCUUACACUCCCCUAGGGCUGUUUCAGAGAAACCAGCCAGCUCAUGAGAAAGGUUGUUACACUGAGGAGAGUGACUUCUACCUCCAGGCAGGCAACCUCCUGGCUCCAGAUGUCUGUUUAGUAUCUCCUGUGUUGUUUAUGUUGUGACCAGUGUGACUGGAACUUUCGGGGAGCAUUCAUGGGGACUUGUAAGUGGGAUGCAUUACAUUUUGCUCAAUCCUGUAUUUAUUUCUGAUUAAAGUAAACCUAAUAAAUAUUUAACCAUGAAAUGGGGGAGUUCUGGGUUGAGUUGGGUGGAAGGCCCCCUCAGGAGCUCUGUGGGUUUUGGUUUUCAAGGAAGCAUGCAUCUGCAGAGACAGAUGAGGCUGGCAAGAGACACUUACCCUGGUCGUCUGCAUCUUGAAGUGGGGGAUUGAAGCAGGGAAAGGGAGCAAAUUCUUUGCCAUUGCUAUGAAAAUUCCAUGUCUGUACAUUACUUGUAAUACUCCAACUACUCAUUCUUCUAAGAAUUUACUGCACAAAUGUUCUUUUGGAUAACAGUUCAAUAGAAUCUACUCUAAGUGCUGGGGCAAUAGCAGUAGCUAACAGAUGAGGUCUCUGAUGUCAUGGAGCUUGGGGUCCUAAGUAAAGAGACACUUUCUGAGGAAGGGGAGUAACAUGCAGAAAACAGCAGGCUCCAUGCAGCCCUGACAGGUGAGAACCCUUUAGAUGAAUGCUGAG
This is a messenger RNA of Castor canadensis (American beaver), 3091 nucleotides long. It is a transcript of the gene Sla, whose product is annotated as Src like adaptor. NCBI's taxonomy places the organism in Eukaryota, Metazoa, Chordata, Mammalia, Rodentia, Castoridae. The record is from RefSeq and is a predicted model, not a curated record. Gene Ontology annotation, molecular function: protein binding.